Molecule: messenger RNA, 2070 nt
Organism: Monomorium pharaonis (pharaoh ant)
Lineage: Eukaryota; Metazoa; Arthropoda; Insecta; Hymenoptera; Formicidae
Product: neuronal acetylcholine receptor subunit alpha-2
Exons: 8
Coding region: 621-1925 (434 amino acids)
Biological process (GO): signal transduction; nervous system process; chemical synaptic transmission
Cellular component (GO): membrane; neuron projection; synapse
Molecular function (GO): transmembrane signaling receptor activity; extracellular ligand-gated monoatomic ion channel activity; neurotransmitter receptor activity
Source: RefSeq, a predicted model, not a curated record
AUAUUGCUAAUAAAUUAAUUUUCAUUUUUAUCAAAAUAAAUUAAAAUUGUAAAAACGCAAUACGUGAUAGAAUUGAAUUUAAGAUCGAUAUUUAUAAUCAAAUCUUAUAUUUAAGUAUCGUUUACCUUAACUAAUUAUAAGAACCUUAUUAACACCUUACUUGAGGCGAUCUUGCAAGAUCGUCAUUUUAUAAAAUAAGAAUCGAAUACCAGUCUAAGAUUUGACUUUUAAAUCAAUGUACAAUUAAUUAUACGUGGUAGAAUUAAACAUUUACAUUAAUUUGUUUGAUUCAUUUUUCUUAAUUUCUACAUUUUAGAGAAAUACACAAGUUAUCGCAGGUAUUUUGUAACACAAAAGUUAUUUAUUUAAAGAAUCUUAUAAAUUAGAAUGCAAAUUUAUUGCGAGAAAUUUUAAGAGUUUUAAUUGGUAGCUUAAAUUAACCAUAUAUUUUAAACCAUAUAAACUCUCUUUAUUCAAUUGAUUGGCCUAACUUUCAAGUAUUGAUACUCUGGGGGCGUUCAAUAUAUCAGCAGUUUCAGAUUUCAUGAGGCGUCUGAUUGUUACGGUAUGGUAACGAAGAGAAUUAGUUCAACUAGAGCCGUUGGCUCGUUCCGAUCAAGAUGAGAAUAUUACAGGUGUUCGGAUUUUUCAUAAUCUUCUGGCUUGGUCAAUUUUCUUUUACUGUUGGAAGGGUAAUGAUAGAAGAAGAUGAUGUUAUAACACGAGGAUGCAAAGAUUUAGAAAGUACGACACCACUGUUGCGUCUUAAAAAGUCUCUUUUCUGCGAAUAUGAUUCUACCGUCCGUCCGAAUCAUCAUAAAGUUGCUACCAACGUGACACUUAGACUAAUGCCAAAAAUGAUGGAAUUCGCAGGGGAGGGUGUACUGACACUUCAUAGCUGGAUGUCAUAUUCUUGGACAGAUACAUUUCUUACUUGGACACCGAGCGAUUACGACACGAUUACUUAUAUUCACGUGAAAGCCUAUAGUAUUUGGAUACCCGAUCUGUAUGUCUAUAACUCUGGUGAUAUGGCGAGUAAUGAAUACGACACGAUUUACAAUACAGAAUGUUUGCUCUUUAAUACGGGUUCUGUCAAUUGCGUGCUGCCUGUAAAAUAUCUUUCAAAAUGUAAUCCUGAUUAUACAUAUUGGCCUCACGACCAGCACAAAUGUAACAUUACAAUAGGCUCAUGGUCGCACACAGGAGAGGAGAUCGAUAUCAGUCUAGAUGAAAAUGGAAUUGAAAUGGACGGCUACGAGAAUAAUACCGCAUGGGAUUUCAAAUUUAUAAAUGCAGAAAAAACCGUUAAGAAAUAUAAAUGUUGUCCGAACGAUACAUUUCCAAGAGUCGAUUAUACAUUUUUAUUAACUCGGCAUCACGACAUAAAUCAUAGAUCUUACAUCACACCAGCUAUCGCUUUGAUAUUCCUCACUCUAACGGUGCUCUGGUUGGAUUCAAGAUCGGUUGAACGAGUAGCGAUUGCGAGCGUCAAUUUGAUUUGUCAUUUACUCUGCAUGUUUGAUUUGCAUUGGCAAUUGCCGUAUAAUGGCGUUAAUCCUCCGAAUAUAUUGCUAUUCUACCGCGACUCCUUGGCGUUGGCUACCUUUGCGUUAAUUCUGACGGUCUUCUUACGCAAACUGCAAAACAUGAGUAUGGAAAUGCCAAGUUGGAUGUCUUCCACGACAACGUUUAUCUUGAGCAAUAGGGCUGGUCAAUUCUUGAUCUUGAACGACGAAGAAUCCAAAAUAGCAAGUGGAGAUUCAGUGACUGAAAACAGUUCGGAUCUUCCAAAGUCUGAAAUAAAGAUGAAAGAAUCGUCCUGGAGACAUUUCUCCGCUAUUAUUGAGUGGUUGUCAUUUUUUUGUGUGAUCAUUACUUAUAUCAUUAUUUUAAUCAUUCUUUUACCUUCAGGGGCCAUAAAUUAAUCCAUUUGUACAGUUGAAAUAUUUUGCAAUUAAAACAUUUUCCAUAAUGUUUGAAUCCUUUCAAACAGUCUGUAUUACAUUUUGUGAAAGAUUGAAAUAAAUAUUUGUGUAAUAUAAAUGAAUAAAUAAUUUACACUAUUUUUAA